Messenger RNA from Phytophthora infestans T30-4, 372 nucleotides. RefSeq lists its product as uncharacterized. The record is from RefSeq and is a predicted model, not a curated record. The coding region runs from base 1 to 372 and encodes 123 amino acids. NCBI's taxonomy places the organism in Eukaryota, Oomycota, Peronosporomycetes, Peronosporales, Peronosporaceae. The transcript is spliced from 2 exons.
AUGUUGCCUCCUCUGCCGCCAGUCGCUGCGCCUGUAGACAAACGAGCCGAUCCGCUUGAAGACAACCAAGACUCGCCACUCGCCAGAGACAGAGACCCGCUCGUACCAGACGAAGCACUCCACAAGGACACGUCGCCACUCGUCUUGCUCGUACUGGUCGUGCCAGAUGCAGCGCCGCUACCCACACUGAUAGACCCACCGGUCAGCGCACCUUGGCCACCUACCAGCUCGAUCAAGCCACCAGUAGACCCUGCCGUCGUCGAAGAACUCAGUCCGGCCGUGAUCGACACCUGGCCGCCACUGCCCGCAGAGCCGUCUCCCACGUUCACCAACACGGAGCCGCCAUUACCGCCCUCGCGCUACCACUACUGA